Nanorana parkeri is the source of this 485-nucleotide messenger RNA. RefSeq names its product apolipoprotein B receptor (gene APOBR). The transcript is spliced from 2 exons. Lineage: Eukaryota; Metazoa; Chordata; Amphibia; Anura; Dicroglossidae. Bases 31 to 471 code for a protein of 146 amino acids. The record is from RefSeq and is a predicted model, not a curated record.
CCGUCACCGCCAGUCAUAACACCACUUAAAAUGGGGGUUCCACACUUCCUUGCGGGAAGCCCCAUACUUUCGCCAUCUGUGGCCCCAGCUCCUGAGUCAUUGCACCCUGCGGAGGAACCCAAGGAUGAGGGUACCACAUCAGAGACCAUCUUACGCAGAAAGUCCUCUAUUCGUCGGCCCAAGGGGAAGCAACCAGUGACCUCUGAGGAGCAGUCGGUUGAGCCACCACCAGCAGUGAUUGCACCACUAAGAAUGGGAGUGCCAUUAUUCUCUGGGGUUCCUGCACAUGUGGCCCCAGCUCCUGCAUCAUCGCACCCUGCAGAGGAACCCAGGGAGGAGAAGACCGCCUCAGAGGACCUCACUAUCAAACCAAAAAAGGGAUUCCUAAAGCAUGCUGGGUUUGGAGGGGCCCAUCCUGGGAUGAUGCAUGAGCUGCAGGCGCGACUCCACAAGAAGAAGCCAAAGGAGUGACGGAGAGGGGAGGA